This is a messenger RNA of Myiozetetes cayanensis, 4490 nucleotides long. RefSeq names its product metallophosphoesterase 1 (gene MPPE1). Gene Ontology annotation, biological process: endoplasmic reticulum to Golgi vesicle-mediated transport; GPI anchor biosynthetic process. The record is from RefSeq and is a predicted model, not a curated record. The transcript is spliced from 11 exons. Gene Ontology annotation, cellular component: endoplasmic reticulum-Golgi intermediate compartment. Lineage: Eukaryota; Metazoa; Chordata; Aves; Passeriformes; Tyrannidae. Bases 1409 to 2605 code for a protein of 398 amino acids. Gene Ontology annotation, molecular function: phosphoric diester hydrolase activity.
UUUUUGUUUUGCCUACAAGAAGGGAAGGCAGAUAGUAAGUAGAUGCUUUCUCUUCUUUACCCUCUAGAAGAGCUCUGCUGAUCCCACUUCUGCUCCAUCAGAGACAAUCAGAAAUUCCUAGCCCUGGCACAGUUUUCCCCAAUGCUCGCUAACAAGUCAUGUAUGAUAUAAUGCUUGAUUAAUGCACCGUUCUAGAUGGUGUAUUAGAUGUUUUACGUGUUCCCUUUCUGCCAUGCAGAGUCAUUCUGACCAUCUUUCUCCUCUAUGUCCAGAAGGCCCAGGAAUCACUGCUUAGACACUGUCCACGUUUUCCCACCUGCCACAAACUAACCAACAGUCUCAAACAUGAAGUGCAGGACUCUACCUUCAGAUGGACCCUGGGGGCUGGCUAACAUGGAAAUUGAGAUUUUUUUUAUUUUGCUUCAAGGUCUGACAGACAGGUCUACUGGUAAAAUGGCAUCCUUCAGUGUUUUCUGGAGUUUUCAGACGGGCUCUGUCGUGCUGGGAAAUUUUCCUUUCCAGGAGGUAUGGCUGAGAGAGCUUUCCUGGGGUGCAAGUGCCUUUGAUUCUACAUCAAGAGAUGUUUUUCUUCUCUGUAGGGAGUUCUGUGGACAAGGUAAUGCAGUCCUAAGCUGUUACUCUUUUUCCUAGACCAUGUCCAUGAGUGCAGAAUAAUAAGGUAUUUUUCCCUGGCCUUGAAGGGACAAGCAGCAGACUGUCUCUGCCACAUGCAUGCCAGUAUUAUUUUUUGAACAUUAUCCACUGAAAACAUUGAACAUUAUCCACUGAAAACAACCCACUGUUAUAAUCUGAUGUUUCUGUCACUGAAGGGGAUACAGGACUUCUGUCAAUGAGCUCUGACAGGGAUCCUCAUUAGCCUAAUUUGGUUUAAUAAAUGUUACCUCUGUUUGGUUUUAUCAGAUGUUAAACUGAUUUCAUCACAUAUUAAAAUAUUUUCUUUUUCCAGUUCUGCACAGUCAUCUUAAAUCCAGUCAUGUCUUGGUGGUUUUCCUCAUGAUAUGCAGGAAAUGUUCAUGUUCUGAACUGAAUUCUGAACUUGUGUAUUUACCUGCCCUCUGUGGCUGUGACAAAGCCCAGGAAAGGCAGACUGCUUCUCCCUAUUUCAGGGUUUUUUCUCUCACAUUUGAUGGAAUCAUUUUGUUCUUGAAGAUGUGAUAUUUUUUCUUUUGGACGUGCUUGAUGCAAGUUAAACCACUUACUGGCUAUUUCUGUUCAAAUUAGUGCUGUUUUUGUCGGAAGAGGAGACUGUCUAGGACUACCAAAGUCUACUUCCAAAUUCUGGGGGAUUUUGUACUGACAAAACACCCAACGUGAUCCUAUGACAAUUCCUAGCUGUUUUCAUCCGAGAGAGGAGAACUGAGCCAUUGAGUCUUAUGCUGGUACUGCAAUGCUGAGCUCUAGCUCGACCACUGUGAAGAAUCUUCCUGUGAAGAAGAGGCUCUAUUUUCUGCUGAAACUUGUGGGCUUUGUCAGCUCAGUGUUCAUAUUUUGUGAAUUUUUAAUUUAUUAUGUGGUAAUUUUUCAAUGCCGAUGGCCAGAAGUGAAAGGUGGAGCUCCAAUGGGUGAAAAAGAGACUUCAGCUUCAGUCCUAAAGGCCAUGAUUUUAGCUGAUACUCAUCUACUUGGUGAAAUCAAAGGACAUUGGUUCGAUAAGCUAAGAAGGGAAUGGCAAAUGGAGAGAUCUUUCCAGACUGCCUUAUGGUUACUGCAACCAGAUAUUGUUUUUAUUCUGGGAGAUGUCUUUGAUGAAGGAAAAUGGAGCUCACCUCAGGCAUGGGCAGAUGAUGUCAGGAGAUUUCGGAAAAUGUUCAAGUAUCCAGUUUCUACUGAGCUAGUGGUCAUCGUUGGGAAUCAUGACAUUGGAUUUCAUUACGAAAUGACUACUUACAAGGUAAAUCGAUUUGAAAAGGUUUUCAACUUGACUUCAGGAAAGCUAAUAACACGGAAAGGAGUAAACUUUGUCCUGGUGAACAGUGUAGCCAUGGAGGGUGAUGGCUGUGCCGUCUGCAGUACCUCAGAGGCAAAGCUUGUGGCGCUUUCUCACAAACUGAAUUGCUCCCUGCAGGAACCAGAUCAUUCCAACAAAAGAUGCAGUGGUGUGGAAAAGCUCCCAGCUUCAGAACCCAUCCUUUUACAGCAUUACCCUCUCUAUCGGAAAAGUGAUGCUGAAUGCAGUGGAGAAGAUUCUGCUCCUCCAGAGGAGAAGAACACCCCCUUUAAAGAAAAGUAUGAUGUACUGUCUCAAGAGGCAUCACAAAAGCUGAUAUGGUGGUUUCAUCCCCGUUUGAUUCUCAGUGGGCACACACACAGUGCUUGUGAAGUGCUGCAUGCAGGGAAAAUUCCAGAAAUCAGCGUCCCGUCAUUCAGCUGGAGGAAUAGAAACAAUCCUAGUUUCAUCAUGGGCAGCAUAACACCAACUGACUUCUCCCUCCAAAAAUGCUUCCUUCCAUAUGAGAGCAGAGUCUUUACUAUAUACUGUGCAGCAGGUGCUCUGUUUGUGAUCCUGAUACUAGCUCAUGUUCAGCUUCUCACUCCACCGUUUUAUUUUGCUCAGCGUUUAAUCAGUAAGCAUAAAGCAGUAUGAAGAGCCAGACAUCUGCAUUCAGUCACUGAAAUACCAAAGCUGAGAACAGUCAAACAUCAGACUAUAUUCAUGCCAGCAAAUGACCUAAUUUGAUUGCUAGUCUGAAGGCAGGUUGCAUUUACACAUACCAUAGAAGUCCUAUACAGCUGAUAUGACUACUACAGGAUAAAUAAUCAACUGAAAUGAACGUUUCAUGCUGUACAAAAAUACUGUAUUCGACAAUCAAAUGAGUCCUUUUCCUGCUAUAAUUUUUGUAUCAAAUAUGUAUAUUAAAAGUGUAACUGUACAUUAUGUAAAUCCUAUAGCCUCAUCACUUGUCUGCACUAGUGUCUUACCCUGGUGGAGGCUGAAUCCUGCAAACUGGAAACGUUUCUCUGUUUUAUUGCUGCAUGGCCCUUCUAAUGUCACGCUUGAGUUCUAGGGUCAGGCAGAAACUAGACGCAUCAGCACUGAGAGAUGCGGAUUUCCAUAACCUUUUUAGGGUGUCAUAUGUAAGGGGACUGUGGUUUGGGACAAGAGAUCUUCUGGUUCCUGACACAGUAAAUUGUUAGCUGACUGUAAUUUGCAGUUAUCGUCUACCAGACAACAAAGGGGAAGAAGCUCGUGGAUCCAGUUUGCUGAUACACACUUAAAACCUGCUUAAAAAAAAUUAGGGUGACACCUCAAGCUGCUAUUUUCAAAGAGAUGUGCUAUGAUCAGCUUAAAAAAAGAGGGCCCUAUUGCAUCCCAGAGAUCUGUGUGGUGAGGGGCCCUCCAGUUGCCGAUCUCCUGUGAGAAGGGAGGUCAAAUACAGCUGCAGUAACAUUAUCCUAUGCCUCAGCCCUCAGUCUGCGGACAGAUAGGGAUAGGAGUGCGCGUUAUUUUAGAUUCCUGCAGGGCACCAAGUCCUGUCAACUUUGUUGUAAAUGUCACAUUUGGAACUGCACGAGAGGCCGAGGCCACCAGCUGUGCCACAGGCCCCAGCCCGGGGGGGCAGCAUGGAGAAGAUAAAAUCUGAGCUCAGUGUCUUCACUGUGUGAAGGAAGGUGGACAAACCUACUGCUGCUCCCCACCCGCCCUGGAAGAAACAGAGGGACUAUUUCACACCAGAACCAGUUUUCCUGCUGAUGUUCCUGCAGAGGCUGGGAGCUGUAACCUGAACUCCAGGGCUGAGGAUAGUUUUAAAAAAAGACUUAUCUUUUGUUAUUCACUCUAUUACUUUCUUUGGCAUGGGAAAGAAGUGAGAGAAUUUUGGGAAUUUCGUUUACUAUUAGCUUUUUCCACCCAGCCUUUCACUUUUUGGGAAAUAUAACUAAAUUGAACAUAACGCAUUUCUGGGAAGAGGAAAUGGUCAUAUUAUAAUAUCUAAAAUGAGACUGUCUUAUAUUCAACUAGAAACAAGUUCUCAACUGGUCUGUAGUCUGAAUUUAAAAAGAGGUCUGAUUGGGGUUUAUAACUAAUAAUGAUACUUACAGUAAAAAGUUAAUAAAACCUACUAAUUUUUAUGCCAGUGUGGGGACUGUGUUAGCUCUUAAUCUCUCCCUAAAUUUAAAAUGGAGUGGGGAAAAUGGUCCAAAGUGUGGUAAAACACUCUUAAAAGUAAUGUAGUCUAACACUUCUCUAGGUUUCUGUUAUUGCAACUGUAAUUUUAGACAUUUGUACAGGUUAUCUUGGACACAGGAAAAGUAUAUAGUCACAGACAUAAAACACCUAUGUAUAAAAUAUAAAGCAGUGUUAUAGUUACUAAAAAGGACAUGCCUUAUUGCUACAGCAAUUCUUGCUUUUUAUAUAUUGUACUGUACCACAACUUGUUUUGAGAAUGUCAUUUGCAUAAAUUAUUCAAGUUUGAGAAAUAUUCACACAUUUUGAUUCUACAAUAUUUAAAAUAAAACAAUUUUCUAAUGUG